AUGGCUUCCACAAGUUAUGAUCAAACCUCAACAGCUUCUGCUUCAACUUCACCUCCUACUACUCGAUGGGAUGUUUUCUUAAGUUUCAGAGGCUUAGAUACACGAAAUACAUUUACAGAUCAUCUUCACAAAGCCUUGAUCCGCACUGGCAUUCGAACGUAUAAGGAUGACCCUGAGCUGCACAGAGGAGAAGUAAUCUCACGUUCGUUGCCUCAGGCUAUUCAGGACUCCAAGAUUUACAUUGUUGUCCUCUCGAAAAACUAUGCCACUUCAUCUUGGUGCCUUGAGGAGCUAGAAGAAAUCCUUGAUUGUCACAUAAAAACGAAGAGAUUAAUUAUUCCUGUGUUUUACUACAUCGAUCCAUCUGUUGUUCGCCACCAAACUCAGAGAUUUGAAACAGCUUUUAUAAAUCAUCAGACUCGAUAUGAUGCAGAGAAAGUGAACAGAUGGCGCCAUACAUUAAAUGAGAUCGCAGACUUCAAAGGAUACCAUGUAUCUAAAGACAGGUCUCAAGCUGAUAUUAUUGAUGAAGUUGUUAAUGGAAUUGUACUCAAAAUAAAUCCAAGGACUUUGUAUGUUGCCAAAUAUCCCAUUGGGAUGGAUUCUCGUGUUGAAGGCAUAACUGCAUUGUUCAAUAGUGGCACGUCAGAAGGUGUCAAGAGGAUUGGUAUACAUGAUGGGGGGGUUGGCAAAACAACCAUCGCCAAAGCUGUGUAUAACCAAAACUAUUAG
Molecule: messenger RNA, 732 nt
Organism: Daucus carota subsp. sativus
Lineage: Eukaryota; Viridiplantae; Streptophyta; Magnoliopsida; Apiales; Apiaceae
Product: TMV resistance protein N-like
Biological process (GO): signal transduction; defense response
Source: RefSeq, a predicted model, not a curated record